Molecule: messenger RNA, 2430 nt
Organism: Anopheles marshallii
Lineage: Eukaryota; Metazoa; Arthropoda; Insecta; Diptera; Culicidae
Product: RNA-binding protein 25-like
Exons: 3
Coding region: 1-2430 (809 amino acids)
Source: RefSeq, a predicted model, not a curated record
AUGGAAGAACCAGAUCGUGAUCGUCCUGCAAAUGCCGAUGCGGUUGGUAGCAAAGUAAACGACCCGCUGACGGCAUCAUUCAGCUCGGAAGAUCCCGACAGCUGGACAUUACUGGGCAAAGGCAACGAUCAGCUGCACAGUGAACCAAGUGGAGUGCAGGAGAUCGAUAAAGAAAAUGUGACUGCGGAGAAAGGAGCUGGUCAGCCGACCUCAAAGCAGCGUCAUGAUAGUCACCAUAGCACUGAUUCGCAGCUAGAUGAAUCUUCCGAUGGAAUCAGCGUCAUCAGUGAAUGUGACACGGCGAGCUCUGACAAGAUGCUUACUGAAGAGGAAUCACCCAUCGACCAUGGAUGCACGGUUCAUUUCAGCCGGAACAUUAAUCUAAAGCUUCCGGAUUACAUACCACUUACACCGCCUUACACACCAGACGAACCGAAACCAACUAGGCAAGAAACGACAGACGAGAACAAAUCCGAGUUACAGAUCAAACGUCCCGAGGAGCAAUCGAUAGAAUCAGUGAAUUCGAUUGUGGAACAUUCUCAUCCUCCUGUGAGCAAUGCCAGCUGGGUCUUAUUCAGCCUGUUGGCCACGGGGAUGGUCGCGGUUCUGCUUGGCAACUCAAUGCGGCUCCAGAGCCGGGUAGAAGAGGUGAAUUUUGAGCACGAGAAACGCAUUUCCGAACUGGAGCUGGAGAACAAUAUUUUGAAGAACGAAAUGAACAAAUUGCGCCACCUUUACACGCGUUCCGAGCUAGACGAGCAAGUUCAGCGGGCUGAAUUUGAGUGGAGAGAUGUGCUAAAUCAAGCAGCAUUUGAUGAAACCGUGGACCAGAAGCAGGACGCUGAACUUGUGACGGAAGAACCGGUCCAAACACCGAUAAGGAAAGUUCCUCCCCAAGAUGGUGGUGUGAAGCGAAAGGUUGUUUGGUCGGGAGACGAAGAGGAACCGAUGCUAAUUGUGGACAAGGAUUACGUACUGCCAGCGUUCUGUUACAAACAAGAUCAAGCAGUGCACGAUGAUCUGUUUGCUGAGUAUAGUGCAAAGUAUUGUGACAUAAAGAAGCGCAAGAUUGAAGCAAAGCAGAAGAAGAGUGAAUUUCAUCAGAAAAAACAGGCCAAGCCAGAAAAUUAUAACAAAUUCAUCCAUCCUAAGGCUUCGGAGCCUUCGCAGGAAAAACGGAUCGACCCUAGCAAGCCGGCAUCACCAUUCAACAUUGACUAUCAGAAAGCAUUUGAUGCUAUCAAGGCAGAGGGUAGCGUUAUAGUAGAAGCUCUGGGUAGCAUUUUGGAUCUUUCUCCCGAUCCGGAAGAAACUUUGAAAGCGAAUGAUGAAGCACGCACACCAACAGAUACUCCUGUGUCACAUGAGACUGAAGAACAGUUAUCAAAAUGCUUCGAAGAAAGUGGUUGUGAAAAAGUAUCUGGAAAGCAAAGAUACGAAGAUCACAAACAGCGAAAGUAUCGCGAAAAUGAAUAUUACAGAAAAGAGGAUAAACCAACGAGACAGGAAGAAAAAGAGUUUAUCAAACAGAAGGACCGUGCAUCGCAUGAAGAUGGACAUAAACAAAGAAGUGAUAGCCGGGAAGAUGUAAGGCAAUAUGAUAGCAAGGAAAGGAAAAAGGAGUAUCAUUCGAAGGACAAAUAUAAGCAAAAAGAGCCAGAGAAAGGAUACAAUAAACAGAAGGACAAUAAUAUCCGUUCAGCUCAGGAAGAUGGCCAUAAACAAAGAAGUGAUAGCCGUGAAGAAAUAAGACAAUAUGAUAACAAAGAGCGAAAAAAAGAAUAUCAUGAAAAGGACAAAUAUGAGCAGAAAACAUACGCUGAAAAUUAUAAGAAUGAAUAUAACUCCAGAAAUAGGGAAGAUCACCAUGACGGGAAACGAAAACAUCACAAACAACACGAUAAUUAUCGCAAAAAUGAUCACGACGAUGACGACGAUGAUCAUCACAAGAAAAAGUUUAAACAGCGUGAAGAGUUCAAGGAGCGCGAUCAUAAAGAGAAGUCUUAUCACUCUGGCCAUCGUGACGAGCAAAGACGUGGUAGUGGCGAACGGCCAACAAAGCAGGCUUACGAAUCCGGUGAAGGAUCUUAUUUAGAAGAGUUUAAGCGUACAGAAUGGACCAACGGCGAUCGACGCCACGACGAUUAUGAAAAGCAUCACAAAAAGCAUGAUCGUAAUCAGCGUCGCGAGAAUGAUUAUUGGGAUGAAAAGAGAUAUAAGGGCAGAGAUGAAUACCGCCAGAAUGGUGGUAAACAUAGCGAGCGGGGAUCAGGUGAUCAGCAUUGGCAGGAGCGUAUGAAACACGGACGACAAGCCGCCAGAGAUGAGCAAAGGCAGCAGAUGGAACGAGACAAUAACUGGUACUUAGAGCGAGGAACUCAACGUGAAGAAGAUCGAAUGUUUCCUGUACCAGAUAGUCCAACGCGGUGA